AUGAUCAUUCACUCCUACCUUAUCGUUAAGGCAAGUCCAUUUUCUACCAUUUCAAGAAAAGAGCAAAGUCUUCUUCGACGGAAUGAGACGCUUAAAGCUGCAAGAAUGCUGAUACGAGUGAUGGGCAACAUUAGCAGAUUUCCUGCACAUGUGGUGCCAAUUUUGACAUCAACGGUAGUUGUGUGCUCCAAAGCUGGCCUAAAAGCGGCAGCCCAUCGCGCAGCUGUCAUGCUUAUGCAACCUGAAUAUCGCCAGAAGAUCGACGCAAAAUACAAGAAAAAGAUCGAGGUAUUUGUUAGGCACUCAGACAGAGGCGAGGAUCCGGAAGAAGCACGGCUUCCAUGCCCACAUUGCGCAUAUCCGGUACCAGAAACUAUACUUGCAUGCGAUAAUUGCAAGUCAACAAUACCUUACUGUAUAGUUACGGGUCGCCACGUAGUUGAUUCCGAUUUUGCUCAGUGUCCAUCGUGCAAUUUUCCCGGAUUUUUCUCAGAAUUGAAGAAACUGCUUGCUCUCAACGAAAUGUGUCCUAUGUGUUCGUCACCGCUCAAUGAUACGAUACCAGGCGAUAUUGCAGCAUUUCUCCAUAAAGACAGACAAAACAUGGAACAAAUGUCUAUAAAGUCUUCGUAA
Molecule: messenger RNA, 633 nt
Organism: Cylicostephanus goldi
Lineage: Eukaryota; Metazoa; Nematoda; Chromadorea; Rhabditida; Strongylidae
Source: the annotation of a GenBank genome assembly